UGAAAAGGAGAAAAUGAACCCUGUGCUGUUUUGGAGAUAGCAUCAUCUAGCGGACACCUCUGGUACGGCAGCUCACAUUUCCUCGUCUGUUUCGGAAGGCUCAAGAGAAGUGAGCGAGCGGCCGCUGUCCCACCCAAAAUCUGUGAAAGCAUCCGUUGUUCUUUCGGAUUUUACCGGCGCUCAGACACAUGAAUGGGAGGCACACUGCUAGUAAAAGAAGUUUGUGUUCCCUUACAGAAGUCAGUAAAGCUGAGAGGGAAGCACGGCAGCGUUCAACACUGGAGAGAAAUUGAAGUAAGAAGAUUUUCAAAGUAUGGAAAUAACUCGUGAAAAAGUUUGUUUUUUGAGAGUCAGAAAAUAAAAAACCUGGAUCAAGAUGAAUGGGUGAGGGACAGUCUAAUCUUGUGAUGAUCCCUCCUAACUGUCCUCUCGCUCCUACAACUAAACACAUUACACAUUACUUUAAUCUGUCUUUCUGGAAAUCAGUCAUUUAGCCCGGGACAGAGCCUUCAGCCUCUGUGACUGGAUAAUGUCUCACAUAGGCAGUGACAGAGCAGGAAGACACUCCUCUCUGGGGGAACAUUAGGAGUAUAACUUUCAUUAAGGAACUUUCCCUGGAGGAUUUCCACUUCCUGUCCCAGAAGCCCUCAUGCUUCAGCAUCAUUUCUAGUUCAUUUCUAGAGGAAUUUGGCACAUCUUUGUGAUAAAAGGGAUGAAUGAGGGCCGCUCUGCUAUACUCAGAAGGUGUCACCUUGCCUUGUCCAAGGCUGACACCAUCGGCUCUGCUCCUUCCAAAGCUUCUCUCUCUGUGGACGAUGGCGGGACCACUCAGCCUGAGAGCGACACAGUAUUCCCCCUGUGUGAGAUCUCAGAUUUGUUUGAGAGUGAGGAUGGCUCCCCAUCAACUCAAGACACAAGUCAGAGUUCAGCCCAGGAGCAGGUCCAGCCAAACCAACCUGCUGACAGCAGGCAGAACCUGCGCAUGAAGUUCCAGGGUGCUUUCAAGAAAGGCAUUUCUAAUCCAAUGGACCGACUUGAAUCUACCAUAUACGAGUCUAAUGUGGUCCCAGGCCCUAAGAAAGCACCCAUGGACUCACUCUUUGACUAUGGCACCUACAGGAACACCAGCAACCAGAAGAGACGAAGGAAGAAGCUACCAAGAGGUAAAACUGAAACAUCGUGUGAUGAUGCUCAAAGCCCAGACCCCCCGAAAGUGAUGAAAGUAUUCAACCGCUCUCUCCUCUUUGACUGUGUGUCACGUGGAGACCCUGAGGCUCUCGAGGGUCUGUUGGAGUACCUGCAGAUUCAUGAAAAGAGGUUAACUGAUGAGGAGUUCAGAGAGCUAUCCACGGGUAAGACCUGUUUGCCUAAAGCCCUGUUGAACCUGUAUGGAGGACAGAACGACAGCAUCCCUCUGCUGGUGGAUAUAGCAGAGAAGACGGGAAACCUGAGAGAGUUUAUUAACACUCCUUUCAGGGAUGUCUACUACAGAGGCCAGACUGCGCUCCACAUAGCAAUAGAGCGACGUUGUAAGCAAUACGUGGAGCUGCUUGUGGCAGGAGCUGAUGUUCAUGCCCAGGCCAGGGGACGCUUUUUCCAGCCCAGAGACGAGGGGGGCUACUUCUACUUUGGUGAGCUGCCUCUCUCCCUGGCUGCUUGCACUAACCAGCCUGACAUUGUGCACUACCUGACUGAGAAUCCACACAAGAAGGCCGACCUGCGACGCCAGGAUUCCCGUGGAAACACGGUGCUGCACGCCCUGGUGCACAUCGCGGACAACACCAAGGACAACACACGCUUCCUCACAAAGAUGUACGACCUGCUGCUCAUCAAGAGUGCCAAGCUAUACCCAGACUGCAGCCUGGAGGAUGUGCUCAACAACGACAGCAUGUCACCUCUCAUGAUGGCUGCCAAGCUGGGCAAGAUAGGGGUUUUCCAGCACAUUAUCAGACGUGAGAUCAAAGAUGAGGAAGCUCGUCAUCUAUCACGUAAAUUCAAGGACUGGGCUUACGGGCCAGUGUACUCAUCUCUGUAUGAUCUGUCAUCACUGGAUACAUGUGGAGAGGAACCAUCUGUGCUGGAAAUCCUCGUCUACAACAGUCGCAAUGAGAACCGCCAUGAGAUGUUGGCCGUGGAACCCAUCAACGAGCUGCUGAGGGCCAAAUGGCAGAAGUUUGCGGCUGUCACAUUUUACAUUAGCGUGGUUUCCUACCUCAUCACCAUGAUCAUUUUCACCCUUGUGGCUUAUUACCAUCCAACACAGGGAACGCCUCCAUACAGCUACAAGACAUCCACUGACUACCUGAGAAUGGCUGGGGAGAUUAUAACCUUGGCAUCAGGAAUUUUCUUCUUCCUCACCAAUGUGAAUUAAGACCUCUUCUUGAAGAAGUGCCCUGGUGUGAAAUCUUUAUUCAUCGAUGGAUCUUUUCAACUGCUGUACUUCAUCUACUCUGUACUGAUUGUAGUCACUGCUGUUCUUUACCUGUCUGGGAUUGAGGCCUACGUGUCUGUUAUGGUGUUUGCACUGGUGUUGGGCUGGAUGAACACGCUUUACUUCACCCGAGGCCUGAAGCUCACUGGCACCUACAGCAUCAUGAUACAGAAGAUUCUGUUCAAAGACCUUUUCAGAUUUCUGCUGGUGUAUGUGCUCUUCAUGAUUGGAUAUGCAUCAGCCCUGGUGUCCCUGCUGAAAGUGUGUCCUCCACCGGGCACAGACUGUGGUGGAGAAUGCCCCACCUACCCCAAGUGCAGGGACCAAGACACCUUCAGUAACUUCCUCCUGGACCUGUUUAAGCUGACAAUUGGGAUGGGAGAGCUGGACAUGAUUGACAGUGCACAGUAUCCUGCUGUCUUCCUCAUCCUGUUGGUUACCUACAUCAUCCUCACCUUUGUGCUGCUGCUCAACAUGUUGAUCGCUUUGAUGGGGGAGACGGUGGGACAAGUUUCCAAGCAGAGCAAGAAGAUCUGGAAGCUUCAGUGGGCAACUACCAUCUUGGACAUCGAGCGAUCUUUUCCAGUCUGCCUUCGAAGGUCUUUUCGAGUAGGGGAGAUGGUGACUGUGGGGAAGAACUGGGAUGGCACACCUGACCGACGCUGGGGCUUCAGGGUGGAUGAAGUGAACUGGUGCCACUGGAAUCAGAACCUGGCGAUAAUCAACGAGGAUCCGGGCAAAAAUGAAACGUGCCAAACCAACGGGUUACCGCAGGGCGUCCGAGCCCUGAGGAGAGACCGCUGGUCUACAGUGGUUCCCCGGGCAUUGGAGUUAAGUAAGGGUCCGCGGAGUCGUGAUCUAGUGGUAGAGAUGGAGCCACUGACGCCCAGGCACUGACGCUGUCCUUCUUUCUGAGGAGACAGCAAAGAGCAAUCAGCAUCAGUGGGAUCACUCUGCAGGGGACGAUUUGGCCAAUAAGUGCACUAAUUUGCACAGAUCUCAUGUGCCUUUUGUGCAGAGAAAGUAUAAUAAAUAUUACAGUUAAGCAGUCAGUGUUAGAGGACUAAGCACAUGGACACACUGGAUGCAAAAUGAGGAUAAAAAGAAUAACUGCUUUUCAAAAAGUAUAUUAAGUUAAAAAUAUUUACUCCAAUAAAGAAGUCAAGUACCUAA
Messenger RNA from Notolabrus celidotus (New Zealand spotty), 3604 nucleotides. RefSeq names its product transient receptor potential cation channel, subfamily V, member 4 (gene trpv4). Gene Ontology annotation, biological process: actin filament organization; osmosensory signaling pathway; calcium ion import across plasma membrane. Gene Ontology annotation, cellular component: membrane; cilium. The record is from RefSeq and is a predicted model, not a curated record. Gene Ontology annotation, molecular function: calcium channel activity; protein binding. Lineage: Eukaryota; Metazoa; Chordata; Actinopteri; Labriformes; Labridae.